AUGCCCGUGAUCUCCGGAUAUACUUCCGCUGCCGCUCUGAUUGUGGCCACUUCCCAGAUCAAAGGACUCUUGGGCUUAAAGUUCGAUGCCGACAGCUUCGUCGAUACGGUCACGAAGGUCAUCGCACACGCCGGGGAGGCUAAAGUCUACGACAGUGACAUUAGGGCAGGGUUGCCUGAAAUUAAAUUUCCUGGAUUUUCCUAUGUAAAUACCGAAGGGAAUAACAUAAGUUUUAUUAAUGUAUUAGAAGAUCUAGGUGUUGGCCUAAUAUCUCUGACUGUCGUAGCUAUAUCUAGCCACAUAGUCGUCGCUAAGAUAUUCACAAGGGGGACUAGAUUAAAGGCAUCGCAAGAAAUAAUAGCUAUGGGAGCUUCAAAUCUUUUAGGAAGCUUCGUUGGUUCGAUGCCAGUUUGCGCAUCCUUUUCAAGAAGCGCAGUUAACAACACGAGCGACGUGGACCAACAGACGUAUUGGGUCAUCACCCCAAUUAAGGGUUUAUUGUUCCCUUCGAGUGCCUACCUCCAGAAGAAGGUAAUAUACCAAGCACAGAAUUAUAAUACGCCAGAAAUGUCCAUUGUAGUGUUCAACCUAACGCACGUAGCCCAGACUGACUACUCCACUGGCCAGGUCUUGAAAGAAGUAAUAACAGAUUUAAAACGGACUUUUAAAGACUGCAUUAUAAUUAAUGCGAACAAUACUGUAUUGAAACAGUUGCAGCUACUUCUUCCUAACCUUGAUUUUGUGAGUUCUCUAGAACCAGCUACAAAGAGGUUCAGUUUUAUAUCGUUGGGAUCAACGAGGAAAAGAUUGAGUGUGAUUUCUUUAGAGCCUAUUCAGAAAAAAAUGAACGAUUUACCUCAGGAGCUCCAAGAUGUAAGUAACAAAUAUUCUUAA
Nezara viridula (southern green stink bug) is the source of this 894-nucleotide messenger RNA. NCBI's taxonomy places the organism in Eukaryota, Metazoa, Arthropoda, Insecta, Hemiptera, Pentatomidae. The record is from the annotation of a GenBank genome assembly.